AUGCCCUGGCUUGCACCCGACACAUAUCCACUGCCUGAGCAUGACCUCGUGUCCUUCAGUUUCGGUAAUGCAACAUAUGAUCUAGACAAGCCGGUCUACUACGACAUCGAUGACCCCAAUCGAACAAUAUCAUGGAACCAAGGCUACCGCAUUGUCCGCAAACUAGUCGCUGGCUUUCGCGCGGCGGGCCUUCAGCGAGGCGACUGCUUUAGUAUAACGUCCUUCAAUGACAUAAUGUAUUCAAUGGUUUUCCUUGGGGGCGUAGGCGCAGGGGGCAUCUUCUCGGGAACGAAUCCCGCAUACCGCGUCCACGAGGUUCGACACCAUAUUCGAACAGCGCAGGUGAAGCUCUUCAUCGUGGAACCAGAACUUCUGGACGUCGUGUAUGAGGGAGCGAUUGCGGAGGAGAUUACAAAGGACAAGAUAUUCAUUUUCAAUGUGCGAGGCCAGAGCGUACCUGAUGGGUUUCGGUCUUGGGAAUGGCUGUUGUCACAUGGCGAACAGGAUUGGGAUAGUAUUACUGACCUUCAGACGCUCAAGACUACAGAUGUGGCAAGGUUGACCACGAGCGGGACGACCGGCCUCCCGAAAGUCGCAUGCCAGAGCCAUUACAAUGCUACUUCGUACCACACGAUGACCGUCACUAUGAACGAGGACAAGAUCACUUGGGAGCCCCGAAACAUAUGUCCACUACCAAUGUUCCACGUAGCCACCGUACCAGCUAUUCACGCUUCGCCAUUUCGAUCUGGCCACCCGGUGUGGAUUAUGCGGCGAUUCGAAUUGGAGCCAUAUCUCGAGGGCAUCGAGCGCUUGAAGAUCACCAACCUAGGAAUGGUACCCCCUCUGAUCAUCGCCAUCAUCAAUUCCCCGCUUUCGCAGAAGUACUCGCUGAAGAGCGUGCGUGCGGUGGGUGCCGGCGCUGCACCGCUCGACGCGGGCUCCCAAAGGAGACUCCAGGCUCUCUGUGCUGCUGACUGUGUUGUCACGCAGGUGAUGGGCAUGACGGAGACGACGAGUGCGAUUUGUCUGUUCUACUACCCCCAAGGGGACGAGACGGGGAGCGUUGGAAGAAGAUUUAUGCCUGGGACUGAUGUUAAGCUUGUCGAUGACGACGGAAACGACGUGACGGACUAUGACGUGCGGGGGGAGCUCUGCGUGCGCGGGCCUACGGUCGUUCGCUGUUACUUCAACAAUGACAAGGCGAAUAAAGAGUCUUGGGAUGAGGAUGGGUACUUCCAUACUGGAGACAUCAUGUACUGUGAUCGCAAGCUGAAUAAGUGGUACAUCGUUGAUCGAAAGAAGGAACUGAUUAAAGUGCGUGGCUUCCAGGUUGCACCGCCUGAGCUCGAAGCAGUACUCUUGGAAAAGAAAGACAAGAUUGUCGAUGCCGCUGUCAUUGGGGUAAGGCUGAAGAAGGACUCUGAAGAUGAGUCGCCACGAGCAUAUGUCGUGCGACGACUAGGCUCCGACAUCUCAGAGGAGGAAGUGAAAAGAUAUGUCAGCGAUACACUGGCUGCAUACAAACAACUCACAGGUGGCGUGGUAUUCUUGGACGAAAUCCCAAAGAGUCCAAGUGGAAAGAUUUUGAAGCGGGUGUUGCGUGAACAGGCACAAAGGGAAAUCUUGGUCCAGGCGAGAUUAUAA
This is a messenger RNA of Aaosphaeria arxii CBS 175.79, 1644 nucleotides long. RefSeq names its product acetyl-CoA synthetase-like protein. The record is from RefSeq and is a predicted model, not a curated record. The transcript has 4 exons. Lineage: Eukaryota; Fungi; Ascomycota; Dothideomycetes; Pleosporales. Gene Ontology annotation, molecular function: CoA-ligase activity. Gene Ontology annotation, biological process: secondary metabolic process. Bases 1 to 1644 code for a protein of 547 amino acids.